AUGGCUGCACGAGUAUCCGAUGAGGUCGUUCCCUCUCCCGAGGAAGUCUCGCCGGCCAGCCCGGCUUCCUCCAACGGCCAGAUUCCGUUAGAGCAACCACCGAAGCUCAAGGGUCGUCGAAAACUACUACAGAGUCUCCAGCGCAUGUCGUCUAGUCCGACGCUAGCCCGGCGGGGCCGGUCUGCGUCGACUGGCUACCGUCGAGACCAUACGGCUUCCUUAUCGUGUGUCUCGCUGUCUUCGGCGGCAUAUUCGCCCUGCUUGGGAAAUGGCAGUUCGUCCCAGCUUUACGGGAGCCUCAAUCCGCGCCCUGCCACCCCCGGCUGUUCUGGGUCUCCUGGUGAGUCCCAGGGCACGAAUCAUCGAAUCCGUCUGGUGGGAACCGAUUCCCCCAAUAUCUCCCAGCCACGCACGGCACCGAUGCCCUUCGAUUUAAGGCCCACAUCGCGCGGCUCGCCCCGCAGAGAAGUGCCAGAAGAUGACGAUGUAGUGGAUACAGACAUUACUCUCCCGGAGUCUCAGCCGGCCAAGUCUCUCGACUUCUGGGGCGACAUGCCCCAGGAACUCAAAACGGAGAUCUUCCAUUAUCUGACGCCACAAGAGAUUGUUCGUUGCUCGGCCGUAUCUAAAAAGUGGAAUGAAAUGUGCUACGACGGGCAAUUAUGGACCAAGGUCGACACUGCCGAGUACUAUCAGAAAAUCCCGAGCGAUGUUCUGGUGAAGCUCAUCACCUCCGGAGGACCCUUUGUGCGUGACCUUAACUUGAGAGGCUGCGUUCAGUUGCGAGAUAAAUGGUCCUCGGAUGGAGAGCGCAUCUCAGAUCUAUGUCGGAAUGUCGUCAACUUUUCACUCGAGGGAUGCCGCAUCGACAAGACAUCUAUCCACUAUUUUAUGCUCCGCAAUCCACGUUUGGAAUACAUCAACCUGUCAGGCUUGUCGAGUGUGACUAACUCGGCCAUGAAAAUUAUCGCCCAAUCCUGCCCACAACUUGAAACCUUGAAUAUUUCAUGGUGCAAUAACGUCGAUAAUAAAGGCUUGCAUCGGGUUGUCCAGUCGUGUGAGCGGCUGAAGGAUCUUCGUGCCAGUGAAAUCCGUGGCUUUGAUGAUCCAGAUUUUGCGUUGGCAUUGUUCGAGCGCAAUAGCUUGGAACGGUUGAUCAUGAGCCGCACCGACUUGAGCGACCAAAGCUUGAAGACAAUGAUCCACGGCGUCGACCCGAUCCUCGACGUGCUGACUGAUCGGCCCAUUGUGCCAUCUCGCAAAUUUCGACACUUGGAUCUUCAUCAAUGUCCGGCGGUAACAGAUGACGGCUUGAAAAGCCUGGCCCACAAUGUCCCGUAUCUGGAGGGUUUGCAGGUUUCCCAGUGCUCCGAGCUGACUGACGAGUCGAUCAUCGACGUCAUUCGCACGACGCCGAACCUCUCCCAUUUGGAAUUGGAAGAUCUUCCGGACCUGACAAAUGGUACCCUCAUCGCCCUGGCUACAGCACCGUGUGCUCAGCAACUUGAGCACCUGAACGUUAGCUACUGUGAAAGUCUUAGCGACAUCGGUAUGCUGCAGGUGAUGAAGGGUUGUCCUCGACUUCGAUCAGUCGAGAUGGACAACACCCGAGUUUCGGACCUCACACUCAUGGAGGCCAGCUAUCGUGUCCGGCGACGCGGAUACAGCGAAGCCCUGCCCAAAGUGGGAAUGCGACUCGUUGUGUUUGACUGCGCCAACGUCACCUGGGCUGGCGUCAAGGAAGUCCUGAUGAGCAACGCAUACAUCCCACGCGCUCGCAAGCCUGCUUCGACCGUUGUCACUGUGACACAGACCUCGGGUGCCGACUCGUCCCCCAUGACCACGACAUUUGUCACGCCUGCUUCCACUCCCUCGCCGUCUCCCACGUACGCGAGCCAGAUCAUCCAGCUCAAAUGCUUUUAUGGGUGGCAGAUGACCGUUGACGAGCAUACCAAGCGUGUUCUACGGGGUGAUCUGGCCUCGGCGAACCGGCUGGACCGGAAAUGGGGCGAUUACAUGAUGGCUACUGAGGAAGCCGGCGCCGUUGGUGCGGGUGCCCGUCGCCGGCGACGCCGAGCUCGCGAAGCGGAGCGACUCUACAACGCCGAUGAAGAUGACGACGAUACCUACGGCGUCAGUGGAAUCUCCGCCCUAGGUGGUAGACGCCGGCGUGCCCAGAGCGGUGGCUGCAUGGUGAUGUAA
Molecule: messenger RNA, 2202 nt
Organism: Penicillium alfredii
Lineage: Eukaryota; Fungi; Ascomycota; Eurotiomycetes; Eurotiales; Aspergillaceae
Product: F-box domain protein
Exons: 1
Coding region: 1-2202 (733 amino acids)
Biological process (GO): SCF-dependent proteasomal ubiquitin-dependent protein catabolic process
Cellular component (GO): SCF ubiquitin ligase complex
Molecular function (GO): protein binding
Source: RefSeq, a predicted model, not a curated record